CCGUUCAUGUGUACGUGAUGCCAACGGACUAAGAUAAACAAAAUUUUGCUGCCGACCGUCGUACUGGACACACGGAAAGAAGUGCUCUGCUGCAGGGACCCGAACGGGAAGUCCUACCGAGAACCAAACUCUACGUAAGAAACGAGGCAACAGGAAUGGCGGCGUUUGACCUAAUCGCGAACGCACUAACAGCGCUGCAGGAGGCAACACAAACUCUGACAACGAAUUACAAGACAAUUUCUGUGACGUCUGAAAUUAGAGACCUUGUAUACGAGUUUCAUGCCAGUUUGAAGCACGAUCUGAUCAGCAUCGAGUCCCUGCGUUGGCUGGGUGACUGCGCGCGGCACCUUCUCCCCUGGAUCCGGCUGGACCUGUCGUCGCCCAUCUUCCUGCUUCUCGUACCGAUGCUGCUGAGUUUGGUGCUUCGAAGGUGGCGCACAGACAAAGGUGGGCGCUCAGAGAAAACCAGGAUCGCCAGUGCCCCACCUCGCUGCCUCACUCGACCAACCACCGUCGAGAAGGAAACGCGCUUUACGCUGGCUAGACGGAGCCGCCCUCGUCGUCUGUGUGGCACCAGGCACGACGCCGAUCACUGCUUCACAAGGAGGAUUGCCGAGGGUCGCGUCAUGACAAAGCCAGUCGCUGCGAGACUGAUUCAGCGCUGGGUCCGCGCCAAGUUCCAGCCAUGGGUCCUCGAAAGGGUGGCUUACAGCGCCAACCCUCCACGCCCCCAGAGCGAGCCAGACUGGACGGACAGGGACGCCGGUGCAACAAUCGUCACCCUCGUAGACCACGACGACAGGUCGACCAUCGGACCCCAGCAUCCUGGCGAUGCUCGCUUGGUGGACAUUGAUUCGGACGAGCCCGAGAGCGUGUACGAACAACCCAUGGACGACGCGGACGCUGUUUCCCCCAGCUCACCCCGCUGUCGCGGAGCUGCGACGAUUUCGACAACGCGUCUUCUUCCUUCCAGAAACCAAAUUGAUGGGCGCUAACCGGAAGAGGCAGCGCAGGUGCUGGAGACGGUUCAGUCGUUUCCGCGAGAUGACCAGCAGUGACCUUCUGUGGCUGUUGGACUCGCGUCGAUACUUACGCGUAAGGCGGCCAGACAAAGCCAAAAACGAAAAUUGCAUAGCGGUGACCAGGACCUGUGGUUGCGUUCUCGACAAAUAAAU
Molecule: messenger RNA, 1175 nt
Organism: Dermacentor andersoni
Lineage: Eukaryota; Metazoa; Arthropoda; Arachnida; Ixodida; Ixodidae
Source: RefSeq, a predicted model, not a curated record